Molecule: messenger RNA, 1055 nt
Organism: Sorghum bicolor (sorghum)
Lineage: Eukaryota; Viridiplantae; Streptophyta; Magnoliopsida; Poales; Poaceae
Exons: 3
Coding region: 423-902 (159 amino acids)
Source: RefSeq, a predicted model, not a curated record
GUCCUCGUCCUCAUCCUCCUCAAGCUCACCACCGUGCCGCCGCCCGGACCCGCGUCCUCUCCCACCGCUGGCACCGCAUCUGGCCUCUCCUCCCGGUGCUCAGCUUCCCUUCGCCCCCCGAGCCCCACCGGUUGCGCAACGCCCUCGACGGCCACGGCGUGCUCCUCCGCGACCUCCUCGUCGGGGCCGACGGCGCCACCGCCGAGUCUCUAGCGGCCUGGCUCCCCGCCGCCGCACGCUGCGUCUCCGGCGACCUGACCCUUAAAACCUACGGUCCGGUGGAAGAUGCGGAGGAGGACGACAGCGGCGGCGAGGAGGAGGCCGCGCAGAGAGGCGCUUUUGAGUUCCCCUGCUUCGAGCAGGCCACCAAGAUCUUCUUCCUGGGUUUUCAGGGCCUCGCCGGUAUAGAGAACUAUGGCUACAUGAUGGGAAACAUGGCAGUGCUCCCAGACAUUACAUUUUUGUGCCUAAUUGUAAUGGCAAAUGGACAUGCCUUUGAGGCCAGCACAUUCCAUGUUCUCAGAUUGUGUACUGGUUUAAGAAGGUUGAGUCUGCAGUUAGUGGCUACUAAAUCAGAGUGUCAGGCCCAAACUGUAUGCACAUCUGAUUGCAUAUGCCUUCAGCAAGUAGAGUGGAAAACAGAGGAACUUUUAUUGAAUCACCUUGAAGAAGUACAAGUCAAUGGAUGGGGAGGAACUGAACAUGUAGUUGCUUUUGUGAAACGACUGUUUGAUUGGGGGACAAAGAUUAAAGAGAUGACAGUAAAUUUAUGGCAUUCAAUUUCUGAAGUCAAGGCCAAGGAGCUGUACCAAACAUUUCAGAGUUUCUCUAGGCCAGUAGUAUGCAUGAAAUUUUACCGAUACGAAAAGUCUAGUAUGGUGUUAUAUGCACCUAAGGACUAGCACACCCAAGUUGCCACUUUAGGCACUUUUUUAUGCUUUAUUUAUGUGUUUCUUCUUGUCAUGAACCGUUGAACCGUACUGUAUGAGAGCACCAACAUGCUAGCAGAUCUUAAAGAGAAAUGUUGAGAUCUAAUAUAUUUUGUAUUUUGUCUA